Messenger RNA from Dicrocoelium dendriticum, 253 nucleotides. Lineage: Eukaryota; Metazoa; Platyhelminthes; Trematoda; Plagiorchiida; Dicrocoeliidae. The record is from the annotation of a GenBank genome assembly.
UCCGGGACCACAAUUUCAAACGACCAGCGUGGUCACUCUGCAUCGCGGGAACACUGGAUUCGGAUUCCAAAUCAGGGGUCGUGGAACAACUGGGGAAGUCGGGCCGGUUGCAUUUAACGUUGUCCAACCACCAGCUAACCAACUUUUGGACCGUAUUUUUCCCAACAGUCCAGCGGCUGCAGCCGGUCUUUCUCCGGGACAGUACAUUUUGGAAGUAAGUGUUACAUGUCAAAGUGCCACCCAGCACCAUUGA